Henningerozyma blattae CBS 6284 is the source of this 726-nucleotide messenger RNA. RefSeq names its product Hri1p (gene HRI1). Lineage: Eukaryota; Fungi; Ascomycota; Saccharomycetes; Saccharomycetales; Saccharomycetaceae. The record is from RefSeq and is a predicted model, not a curated record. The coding region runs from base 1 to 726 and encodes 241 amino acids. The transcript has a single exon.
AUGCCAUCAAUUGCCAAAAGAGUUGCCUUCCAAGUAGGUAGUGAUAUUUUUGAAAGAACUUCUACUUUCAGUUCAGCCUCUAACAAUGGUUACUAUAUUUCUUUAAGACCCCUAGUUAAACCAAGUAAAACUUCAGAAAUUGAAUUUCCAUUAGAAUGGGCUUUUUGUGGUACUCCAGAUAAUAUUAAAAUUACUCAAAAAUCUGAAAAUGUAACUACCCAAGAUUUCAAUUUCUGGUUAGAUACUAAUACUUAUUUGAAUGUUCCAAAUACUCAUAGAGGUGAAGUUAAUACUACUUGGGAAACAUGGGAAUGUGGAUCUUUGAAAGAAUCAGGUUCUGUUUUCCCAAACGGCAAGUCUUCUCCAGGUGUGAAUUUUAUUGAAUUGUGGCAACCAAUGAGGAUAGACAAAUCCGAAGAAGUAGUUAAUAUAACCGGUGUAAACAAUGGUAGAUCUAUUGUAUUCAAGGUUGAUGAUUCAAACUACCAAGGUUUAGUUGUCGUUGUUGGCAAAUGGGUUCAAGGCUAUUUGAGUAAAAAAAAUGAUGGCACUAUUAAAGGUUUAAACUUUAUUAGAUCUGUUCAACAAGCGGAUGAAUCAUAUGAAACUACUUUUAAAUAUGGUUCUGAUAUUAGUAAAUUUCCAACCAACUUUACUAACUUGAAAGUUGGUGAAGAUGUUACUGUUAAUGGCUUGGCAUGGACAGUUGUUGAAUAUGACGCUUAG